UCAUCUUAUCACUCAUGGUUGGGUUGGAGUCUCUCCCUUCUGUGGCUUCCUGUAAUAAGCCAGGACACUCGAACACUCCAACCUGCACAGAUACUCUCAUUUCUUAUUAUUCCUCAUCCAGAGGAGCUUUCAUACCUGCCCUCUUCAUCUUGACCUUUCCUUCUGGAUUCUUUGACCUGUGGCUCCAGCCACACACACCCGAUCUUCCAAUGCAGAGACAUUAUCCCUCUCCAAGGCGGUUUUUGUGUGAGUUCAGGGGUGAGGGGCCUUGAAACCUCUUUUGUUCAGCUCCAUGGCUGAAAGAAAACACAAGUUCAUUUCCAAACUCCUCCUCUCCCUCUCUCCUCUACUUCUCCAUCUCUGUCUCCUCACACCUGCAUGUGUCUGUGGUCCUGCCCGGGCCCCGCUUCUCGCUGGUCAAUCAUUCCUGGUUCUGUGGGGGGUUCCAGAUAAAGACUGUUUAGGUCGGCCAGACCCAGCAGCAUUUGGGAUGGAGUGGGAGGGCCGUGUGGCAAUUUUUUAUGAGAAUACACUAGGACUCUACCCAUACUUCACUGCUCAGGAUCGUCCUGUCAAUGGUGGCCUGCCGCAACACACCAGCCUUAACCUGCACCUCCAGAAGGUGGAGGGGGAUCUGACAGCCACACUACCCCAGGCAGGAGCACCUGGGCUGGGGGUGCUACGCUGGGAGGAGUGGGCACCUCAGUGGAGCAGAAACAGGGGGGAUAAAGCAAAGUACCUUAUGGAGUCAAAGGCAUUUCUCAGAGGAUUUUUUCCUGACUGGAGUGCAGAGGAGGUGGAGAAAUGGGCUCAGGUUGACUUUGAAGCAGCAUCACAGUCCAUACUGAUGGAGACCCUGCGAGAGAUGAAGAGACUCCGCCCACGGAGAUUAUGGGGCAUGGCCCCAUAUCCUAACUGCUAUAACUUUGACUCCACCCAGAUAGCAUUAGCCAAUUACACAGGGAGAUGCCCUGCAGUGGAAAUGGCCCUUAACGAUGAGCUGAUGUGGCUGUGGAAGCAUAGUGGUGCCCUUUACCCAAUUCUCUCACUGGAGAAGCUGCCAGAAGGAACCAAAGGGUCAUGGCUUUAUGCAACCAAUCAGAUCAGAGAAGCAUUACGAGUGGCGGCUCUUGCAGGCACUACCUGUGAUCUUCCAGUGUUUCCAUUGAUAAAGAUUGUGUAUGCCUCAACUAAUGCCUUUCUCUCAGAGAUUGACCUGGUGAAUACUAUUGGAGAGAGUGCUGCUAUGGGUGCAUCUGGAGUUAUUAUAUGGGAAAAAACUAUAGCAGUUAAAACACAGAAAUCCUGCUCAGAGUUUGGCUCGUAUGUCCGUGAGGUGCUCGGCCCUUACACUGUCAAUGUGACCACCGCAGCACGUCUCUGUGGAGUUUCACUGUGUCAGGGGCGUGGACGUUGUGUGCGCAAGAAACCAGAGGACCCCACCUACCUGCAUCUUCCAUUAGGCCACUUCCUGCUCCUCCCAAAUGGGGGAGAAGGUGUCCGGGCCACGGGAGAGCUUCCCGCUGCUUAUGUAGACAUGUGGAAUAAGGACUUUCGGUGCCAGUGGUUUGAGGCGUUGGAGGAUGCAGCUGCAGAUCAAGACUCUGGUGGCGUGGUGGAAAAUCUGAGGAAAAUAAUAUCACCUACGGUAAAGACAGUUGUCGGUAUAAGCCAGAGUGAGAGUACAGUAGUUCCAGUGGUGCCAGUUAAAGUGGUGCCUACCAAGAUGGACAGUGGAAGCGCUGCACUUACUAAACCUGUUAUCCCUAUUUCCAUGCUGGUUCUCAUCAACUUCAUUAUGUUUGACAUGUCGGGAGCAGGAGUAUGAUAGGACAUUUUGUUUUAUAUGUUUUUUUUUUUUUUUUAUUAUAAAAACCCAAAGGAAUAUCUUUGUCAUUAGGAGAACUUUUCUCAAAGAAUCAGGCAACCUCAGAGACAGUCUGAACAUGACUGAAUGAACUGAAUCAAGAUCUUGACCAGAACUUGAACAUGUACAGCACAACUCAGAUGCACUGUUUUUAAUCAAAAUUGUUGUUUGAUUUUCAAAGCCAAAUUAAUUAGCUACUUUCUGAGGUCUUGUAUAAAACAAAUAGGCCCAGUCAAAACACUGACUAGCUAAGUGCUGAAUAUGUUUUUUUUUUUUUUCUGAUAAAGCACAAGAUUAUGUUUUUCUGUUUCAACCAAAAGUCUUAAAAGGGUCAUGACAUGAGAAAUAACAUUUUCCUUGAUCUUCUGACAUAUAAGAGGUCAUUGUACUAUAAAGACAUAUUGAACUCAAAACUUAACACAAACUUGUUGAAACCAAGCUGCCAAAAUGACUCGUUCACUACUUCCUCCACAUUGUGAUGUCACACUGUGGUAGACAUUUGCAUCUGACUGCCUCCACAACACCACAUCAAGGCCUACUUUACCUUUAAUCACUAUGUGAGUGAGCAGUGAGAGGGCAAGGAGAGAGCAGGUCAGUCAAGAGCAGAGCCAGUCAUAACAGUGGGCAUUUCCUGUCAAGUCUUAAAGGAGAAGCAGCACCAAAACCAAGCGUUUCUGACAGGAUCAGCACGAGGGUGGAAAAUUAUGUUUUACAAAUAUAUGACUGAAUGUAUGAAUAUAAGUGAACCUCAAGGAACAUAUUAAAAUAAUAAUAAUAAUACAAAUGCAUGUCAAGACCCUCUAACACUUAAAGAUGUAAUACAGUAAUACUGUCUGUAUCAAGAACACAGAUCACAAUCUAUCAUUUAUUUAAUCAUGUGAAGCUAGCAUAUGGCAGGA
Messenger RNA from Myxocyprinus asiaticus (Chinese sucker), 2766 nucleotides. Its product is annotated as Glyco_hydro_56 domain-containing protein. The record is from RefSeq and is a predicted model, not a curated record. The transcript has 5 exons. Gene Ontology annotation, molecular function: hyalurononglucosaminidase activity. Gene Ontology annotation, biological process: carbohydrate metabolic process; hyaluronan catabolic process. Lineage: Eukaryota; Metazoa; Chordata; Actinopteri; Cypriniformes; Catostomidae. Bases 293 to 1828 code for a protein of 511 amino acids.